AUGGCUACCUCUCUUCUCAACGCCUCAAACCAUACCAUACCCGUGGCAUCCCCGCAAACCAACCCACUCCCCGAAGCUUCAAAGCCCACAAUCGACAACCGCCUUCCCCCAACCUGGCUACUCAACAACUACAUUUCCACCCGCGGUGGGUGUAACUAUCUCGCCCAGCUCGCAGCCAUGCUCCCGCCCACCGAAGCCACCCUGCGCGACAAGGCUCUCCGUACUAUGUACACAGUCACCCGCGAGCUCUGCAACAAGCUGGAGCAAGCGGCGUAUAGCCAGGACCUCGCUCUCCCGGCUCUCCCUCCAAUCUCGGAGAACUAUGAAGAGGAGGCUGCGCUCCCGAGGGAGGAAAUGAUUGAGAUGAUCAAGCCGCAUGCACACGAUAGUGUCAAUGAGAUUCUUGGCUACAAUAAUAGCCUAGCGCGUGAUAAGAAGGAUGGUGGGUGCGGGUGGGAAGUGCUGACCGUGGCGCUCUGUGAGAAUAACAAGCAGUUCGAGGAGUCAUUGAAGGCAAUGGGUAAUGCGGCGGGGACUCGCGACGUCGGCGCGAUAUUGAGGUUCUAUGGGCAGAUGGGGACGUGGGAGAUCUCGGCGGAUAGUAUUGCUGGUGCACAGUGUCUGGCUGAGGCAUCGGCAAGGUUGAGGAAAGAGAAAGGGGAGGCGUGGUGGAUGGAGGAGGCGGAGCCGGUUUUUACAAGGAAUGAAACGCUGUUAGCGAAUUGUAUGAUGGUUGGGAUUGAGCAGUAG
Molecule: messenger RNA, 750 nt
Organism: Morchella importuna
Lineage: Eukaryota; Fungi; Ascomycota; Pezizomycetes; Pezizales; Morchellaceae
Exons: 1
Coding region: 1-750 (249 amino acids)
Source: RefSeq, a predicted model, not a curated record